UCAAACUUGUCCUUGUUUCAGAAAACAACUAUCACCAAUCUCCAAGAGGCUGAAGGAAACUAGCCAUCGUGCUGUACCAACUGUUACUAGUAAUAUUAGCUAUUUCAUUUGUGAACAGCUACAACUGAUGGUACAGAGGGGAAAAGAGAGCCAUGAAAUUCGUAAUCCCAUGAAUUUGGUGAGAACCAACUGACCACUCAAACAAUUGCUUCUUCUUCAUGACCGAACUUUCCAAACGUUGAGCUGGCAAGAAUGCACCUGCUAUCAUAUAUCAAGACCUUCUGUCAUCAAUCGCCCCAGUUCCACACUGCCCUGAGCACCCAAUACCCACUCCUCCAAACAGAGAGCAGCCACCUUCAGAAUAGAGCAACACACCAGAAGAGGUUGAAAUCGUUGAACCAAAUUUCAGAGGUGCAGCAAAAGAGAGAAACCUAUACUACCCAAACCAAAAAGACCUCAACGACCUUAUCGGAGAUCUUGGUCUCACAAAGUCCAGUGCUGAACUUUUGACAUCCGGCAGUGGAAUUUGUUACAUGAAGGUGUGCAAGUCAGAUAAAGUGCAACCAGUAUUUUUCAAGUUUUUUCACCAGUCAAGAUGGGCUUUGCUUCUGUCACAAUCUGACUGGUCUGUUUGAGGCUAUUGGAAUCACUUGUAACCCCAACGAGUGGCGCCUCUUCAUUGACAGCUCAUCCAAGAGCCUCAAAGCCGUGCUACUUCACAACGGGAAUAUGUAUCCAUCUCUUCCCCUGGCUCACUCAGUGCAGCUCAAAGAGAAAUACAGCAGCGUGAAGAUCUUGCUUAAAGCCUUGAAAUAUGAAGAGUACAGAUGGGAGGUUAUUGGAGACUUUAAAAUGGUGACCUUUAUGAUGGGUCUCCAAGGCGGCUUUACCAAGUUCCCAUGUUAUCUUUGCCUUUGGAACAGCAGGGAGACUGCAGAACACUACCAGAGGCGGCACUGGCCACAGUGGACCGAGUUCGGUGUGAGGAAGAAAAACAUCAAAUGGGAGCCACUGUUGGACCCCCGAAAAGUAUUGUUCCCUCCACAGCACAUAAUAUUGGGUCUUAUGAAACAGUUUGAUUCGGCUCUAUAUCAGGAGUCUGCAGCCUUCAGAUAUCUUAAAGACUUUUUCCCUAAGCUGUCUGAGGCAAAAGUGAAAACCGGUGUCUUCGUCGGACCACAAAUGUACAAGAUCUUAGAGUGCAAGGAAUUCUCCAAGAAGCUCACUGAGGCGGAGGAAUCAGCGUGGAACACCUUUGUUGCAGUGGUUCGAGGGUUUCUGGGAAAUCACAAAGCCGUAAACUAUGUAGCGAUUGUUGAGACUCUGAGGAACAUCCUGCAGUUUGAGUGCCGUUACCAAGGAUCGUAUAACGGAAACAUGAAAGUAAUUUACAGUAUAAGCGUAAAUCGCGAAAAACUACUCGCUUCUUUUGUGGUAUUUUUUCUGCAAUCCUAGAAUGAAUAAAUGCCACCUUUGAAUUAUAUGUUGUUUUGAUCCUACUUUGAAUGAAUGAAAAUGCUCACAUUUGCCGAUUUUCACAAUGGUAUUAGUUUAACUUAAGAAAUAUCUCUAUCCUGGUCACAUUAUUCAUGCUUUCUCGCCAUUAUUCAUACUUUCUAGACCUAACCAAAUAAGAAAUA
This is a messenger RNA of Octopus sinensis (East Asian common octopus), 1640 nucleotides long. RefSeq lists its product as uncharacterized. Lineage: Eukaryota; Metazoa; Mollusca; Cephalopoda; Octopoda; Octopodidae. The coding region runs from base 730 to 1455 and encodes 241 amino acids. The transcript has 2 exons. The record is from RefSeq and is a predicted model, not a curated record.